This is a messenger RNA of Prorocentrum cordatum, 549 nucleotides long. The record is from the annotation of a GenBank genome assembly. Lineage: Eukaryota; Dinophyceae; Prorocentrales; Prorocentraceae.
AUGAAGCAGCUGAGUGCAGGAUGCAGGCCACAGUUCAUCUGGCAAGGCUCGAACCUCACCGUGGGCGAAGCUGUUGAUGGAGGAUGUGAUCUAUUUCGCUGGCUGGGAAAUCAGUGGGCAGAUGUCUUUGCGGGCCUGGGCAGAGACGACGUGACCCUCGCGGAGAGCUUCGUAAAGGACUGCCAAUUGAAGUUCGAGUGCGCGGUGGACGCCAUCCAGAUGCUGGGUCAGCUGGUGCAGAGGGAUGCACAGUGGGCCAGCAAACUUGAGUUUCAGCAGAUUCCGAAGGUCAGCCAAGCGACGGACCGUGCUCUACGCAGCCUGCGGACCAAUGAGAAGUUCAAGAGGUGCGAGCCGGCGCAGGUGCUGAGCUGGGAGGCCGGCUCUUUCUUCCAAGCUCACCCUGAGCUCGUGCCCGCCAAUGCGUCGCAGGCGGUGCUCGUCGAGUCCAAGCCCAGUGUCCCUGGGGCGAUCCUCCAUUUUUGUGAAUUGGGUCAUGCGCCUGUGACGUUCGGGCCGAUCACGAUCUGCAAGAAGUGCGCUCGGUAG